AUGGGACUGAUGGAUACUCAUCACGAAUCCCUAAAACUCUCCUUUCAAGACGCAAACUGGACGUGUGAAACAUCGGAUGAGAUCACUCUGCGCGAGACUACUAGUACUUCCAGCAAGGUCACAUGGGAGUACGGUCUCGACAUUUCCUUUGGCACAAAAAUUGAUUCUCCUAUCGAGGGGGUUACAAAUGUGGAUUAUUCCUUUGAAGUUGUCCGUCCUGGUUUGUUAUCCAGAAAAGGAUACGGAAUUUAUGGCAAACCAGAAGCGGUUCACAUUUAUACGGGCACCAUCACCUUUGCAGACCCAACGCAACCCCACAUCGAGUAUGAUAUGAAUUCUUUUACGUUUCUGCUGGAUGAGGGCCAACCUGAAGGGGUGACUGUCGAGGACCAUGGCAGGGCGAUUGCAAUUCAUGCUGGUGGUCAUCCGACCCUUUCCAACCGCAAUAUUGCCUUCAAGCUUACUGAAGAGAUGGAAUUGGCUGCUGAGGCACAACAAGUGUCUUUGGCAUAA
Molecule: messenger RNA, 513 nt
Organism: Seminavis robusta
Lineage: Eukaryota; Bacillariophyta; Bacillariophyceae; Naviculales; Naviculaceae
Source: the annotation of a GenBank genome assembly